UGAGCUACAGAAAAUAUUAAAUUUACAAUCUGAAAAACGUUCACCAAGGACCUUACCUUUAGAGAUAUAGCUGCAAUUAAAUAUAUUUUUGCAUUUUCAAGCGGUCAAGAAAAGUGUUUUCAAGCAGUCAAGAACAUAUGAUAUGUUAUUAUCGGCACAUUUAUAAAUCAAUUGGCACAAAUAUCAUCAGGAAUAAAAUUAGGAGCAAUGACAAGUUUUAGGGUAGUAUUUUUUCUGCUGAUGUUUAUACAGAAACCUAGGAAUGCUUUUGCUGACUGUAACGAAAAAUAUGGUAAACUUAUAAUGGAAAGCAUCAUGGUUGCCUGAACCAAGACAAGAUAUGCGAUGUCAUUCAUCCUGUAACAGCCAAGACCUUCAAUCACUGCCUGAUGAGGAAAGACAGACAAAAUAUGACAAAUGCUGCACUUGCCAAUCAUGUGCAGUAUGGGAAGGAAAUGAAAUCGAGCUAUUUAUAGAAUUUGUGUCAGUGUUUGGCAGAAGCUUAGUUGUUGCAAAUCAAGCUUCUAAUGAAACAGAUGUUGUUUAUAAAAUUGAGCACUUGAAUUCUAUAAUGACAGAAAUUCCAAGUAAUCUUUGCAACUGGGACAAAGAAUCAGGUUUAAAAGCAAGAUACCCUGAUGACUUUAGUAUCAUGCAAGCUUAUAUGGGUAGAAUUGUGAAGAUGAAUUUUAAAGAUAAUCAAAUUUCCACACUUCCUGACAUACGAUGUUUAGUUAAACUUGACCACCUCAAUCUUAAAAACAACAAAUUGACAUUCAUUUCAAAUUCAUCUUUUACAGAUAUGGACCACCUAAGGAUUGUUGAUUUAUCAGGAAACUUAAUACAAAAUAUGGAUCCAAAUAUUUUCACAUCAAAGAAUUUGAUAAGUUUAUUCCGUGUGGACCUGCGUAAUAAUCAGCUUAGUAACUUGGAUAUAUCAAACAUGAUCAGCUUGUACCCAUUUUGCCACAUAGACUUUUCUAAAAACCAAAUCACCGAAUUAGUGAAUACAGCAAAUUUUUCGAUGAAUUUAUCAUUUACAUAAUUAUGGACCAGGUUUUGUGUCUUUAACAGGAAACAAAAUUUCAAAAUUCCCAGAUUUUGUUCAACUUUUAAAACUUGAUGACAUCACACAACUUGGACACUUGAUCGGUUUUGGCUUUGAUUUCACGGAUAUUCCUUUAAAAUGUGACUGCUACAUUGAAGAAUUCAUGGAACGUGCAUAUGAGAUCGUCAAUACAGUAUGGAGGGACUAUAUGAAUAUAACUUGCAAAGAACCCAAGAAUUUAGCAGGCCAGCCUGUUGUUACUAUACCACCUGAAAAACUUAUCUGUGAUACAGAUAUUGGCUGUGAUCCACGUUGUACUUGCAUAGAUCAACCUUUCAAAAACAGGACUUUUAUCGACUGUUCAAAUGCUGGACUAAAAAGACUGCCAGAUAUACCCCCGUCUAGAUUUUCAUACUUCCUCUCAUUAAAUGUGUCUAACAAUGAUAUCUCAAUAAUAGAAAAUGUGUCAUACCUUCACAAAAUAUCUAUGCUGGACAUUUCUGGGAACAACCUUAGAGAAAUAGACAACACUAUAGCAAAUAAUCUUGAAAACGCCACAUAUAUUGACAUAUCAAAUAAUCCAAGAUUAACGCAACUUCCACAAAUGUUCCAGUACCAUAAUGUGUGCUCUCGCCACAUGAAAAACCUUCAUGUAAACUGUGACUGCCAGUCAAAAUGGAUUGAAAAAUGGGUUCAAUCGCGGCCAUGCCAUGAAUCCCAAGAUAAUUUGUUCAAAUGUGAAAUUCCUAAAAUAGGUAUUAGGAGAGCUCUUGACUUCAGUCCUGAAGAUUUAGAAUGUUCGCCUGAAGGUUUCCUGUUAUUUCUUGGGACAAUAAUUGCCAUGGUUAUUCUGACCCUUGUCUUAAUAGGAAUUGUUGUGUAUACCUUCCGCUAUGAAUUACUUAUUCUUUGCCUUAGAAUGAGACAGAAAAGUAGAAACAUUGUUGUUCCUCUCUAUGAAUAUGAUGUUUUCCUUUCCUUUAAUGAUGCAGACGACUAUGUUGACAAAUGGGUAAAUGAUUUACUUGAGCCGGAACUUACAAAAGCAGGUUACAAUGUUUUCCAACCAAACCGAGAUGUGACAUUUGGGGCUGAACGUGACUCUGAAAUAAUCAAAAUUCUGUCUAAAACACGCAACUUCCUCACAAUAAUGUCUGAAAGUUAUCUCCAAGAGAGUGAAGAGGGAAUGAGAUCAUGGACUGAAAACGAGUGGAAAUAUGGUUGGAACAAUUUCAAAACAGACAGAUCUAAAAACAUAGUACUCGUUAACUUUGACCAUUUGUCAGCAUUCAAUGUCGACAAUCCACAGAUAAAAGCCUUUCUACGAGUUGGCUGUACUGUUGACUUUAAAAACCAUGACAGAAAAAUCAUGCAGGAAAUCUUUGAAAAACUUGGACCAUCGCUAAGAAAGUCAUUCGCAAGUAAAGCAAUGGAGAACAAAUUGCCAAAAUUCUCCCAGUUUGACAUUUUCACAAUCCCAAACAAGAUGCCCUACAGCAUAAAUGAUAGUAAUCUAGGUACAUACGAGGGUUGUCCCAAAAUGUCGUAGACUACAUUAUUUUCUCUUCAACCUGACGUCAUAUUUUAAUAAAAUUUACUGAUAUCUUCCUUGGUCAUUAAUUUUUGUUAAUUUACCUACUUAAAGUCAAUAGCCACUAUAUUAGGUAAAGCUUUUUAUCAGGGUUUUAUAUUUAACAGUACAACAUACCCAGAGCACGAUAAAAUAUUAGUCAGUGUUGAGAGCAUGCUUCUUAAAAUAAUGCCAUUAACUUCUAGCAUAAUAAUAAUUAUGGGAAAUACAUUCAUGUGGAAUUACGUCAUUCAUUUUUACGACAUAUCACCACCAGACGUUUAUGUAACAUUAAUUUGAAAAAGUCUGUAGCAUAAUACGUAACAGCAGUGCUAUUUUGAAAAUGCCCAAAAUGGCGACGACGUCAGAUGAAAAUGUGGCGCAACGCAAUGUCAUUGAAUACUGUGUUAAGCUGAAGAAGCGUCCAGCGUUAAUUGACAACUAGGAGAACAUUAUAUUUUAUCAAGAUAAUGCACCUUGCCAUAGAUCUCAGGAGACACAGAUUGAACUUGAUGUGAUAGGUUUUCAGAGACUUUGCAGUGUUUCCUUAUUUGAAAUCACAAUAACGAGGUCACAGGUUUGAAAACUUUAGCGAACUCCGCCAGGAAACUCAACUCUGCGAGUGUUGAGUACAUUGAAGCAGGACUGUUUUGAAAACGUUUAUGAUAAAUGGGUUGCCCCACACUGACAGUGCAUUGUGAAACACGGUGAAUACUUUGAAAAGCAUUUUAAAAAAUCUUAUAACUUCAUGACGUUUAUGAGGGCGUGCGCCGGGUAUGUAUAGGUAGCAUUCUUUAAAUUUUGAUAACUUGGUCAAUUUUGGAGGUAUUUUGAUUUUAUUUUGCAUAGACACACAUAAAAGGUGUACUGACUUUUCCCUAGCAGGAGGACUCUAUUGUAUUAUAAUUGAUUAUUUUGGGACAACCCUCGUACAAAGAAAAACAAUAAUGAAAAUGCUCCUAAGAUCUCUCAAAGGAGCAGUGCACUCUACUUUCAUAUUAAAAAGCAAAGGAGACAAUAAGCAUAGUUCUGUAAAACUAAUUAGCAAAAUUAUCUGCCCUUCACAGUAAAACUGUGAUGAUUUUUGUUGUUGUUGUUUUUUUGUUUUUUUUUUAAAUUUGGUUGAUGAACCAUUUUAGCCUAAUAUGAUCAAUGUUAGUUUACGAAGCAAUGAAAAUAUAAUUAGAAUCAUUUGAACUAGAGCCAGCUACCUUAACUUUUUGAAAAAUCAAAGCACAGAAGGCGCUGAAUUUGUUUGGGUCUCAGAAUGUCAGAAAGGUGAAGGUUGUGAGAUUAUAAACCAAUUUGUUUUUGUAUAGUGCCACCAAUGCUUUCCAGUGUUUUAACUGUAGUAAAUUGGCUAUAAGACUAAUUGCAACACUGAUAGUCAAUUCAAUGUUUAUUUGACUUAAAA
This is a messenger RNA of Ruditapes philippinarum (Manila clam), 4032 nucleotides long. Its product is annotated as protein toll-like. Bases 1212 to 2597 code for a protein of 461 amino acids. Lineage: Eukaryota; Metazoa; Mollusca; Bivalvia; Venerida; Veneridae. The record is from RefSeq and is a predicted model, not a curated record. Gene Ontology annotation, cellular component: membrane. The transcript has 2 exons. Gene Ontology annotation, biological process: immune response; toll-like receptor signaling pathway. Gene Ontology annotation, molecular function: transmembrane signaling receptor activity.